GUACUGCGCUUGACUUCACAUCUGUUGCUGCAUCCGUCCCCCGCCCAACUCGCGACCCAGGCAGAGACCAUCGCAGAUCUCACCUUCCAGAGGAACAUGCUCCUCGUAGAAAGGGCCGAGGACCAUGCGCGCUUCAAAGCGGAAAGGGACUGCUGGAGCAGGAGUGCGGACGUCCUGCUCGCGAAGGCCCGCGUAGCGCAGGAACCCAUCGUCAAGGAACAGGAAAUGCAGCGCUACAUAUCUCGUCUCGAGGAUGACAUCAAGGCGUACCGUUGCAGACUAUCCGACACACAAACUCGCAUGUCGUCGCUGGAGGGCGAGCUUUCCCGAAUACGACCGUUGCUCACGAUGCAGGCCACAGUCCUGCGCGAU
Messenger RNA from Dichomitus squalens LYAD-421 SS1, 372 nucleotides. RefSeq lists its product as uncharacterized. The annotation marks the transcript as partial. The record is from RefSeq and is a predicted model, not a curated record. The transcript is spliced from 3 exons. NCBI's taxonomy places the organism in Eukaryota, Fungi, Basidiomycota, Agaricomycetes, Polyporales, Polyporaceae.